GGAGAUUGGGGAGAGAGAGCGAGCGAGCGAGCGACGGAGGGCAGGCAGGCAUACAGACAACAGCAGAAUCCGAGCAGGACGCGCGCAUCGCAGACAAAGGAGCCGAGAAAAGUGCCCAUCGAGUCCACAGGAGACAAGAGGCACGCAAUGGGGUGAGGUGCGGGAGGGGAGUCCGCAGACUCGCGAGAGUUCUGUCCUGCCUGUGAAGAUGUAUCCACUACACAGAGAGAGGGAGCAGCCGAUAUAUAGUACCAGAGCACAUGUCUUCCAGAUUGACCCGACAACUAAAAGGAAUUGGAUUCCAGCCAGUAAGCAUGCUGUCACUGUCUCAUUUUUUUAUGAUGCCACACGGAAUGUGUACCGCAUUAUCAGCGUUGGUGGAACAAAGGCAAUCAUCAAUAGCACAGUUACUCCCAACAUGACAUUCACAAAGACAUCACAGAAGUUUGGCCAGUGGGCGGACAGCAGGGCAAACACGGUAUAUGGCUUGGGUUUUGCAUCUGAGCAGCAGCUGCAUCAGUUCUCGGAACGGUUCAAGGAAGUGAAGGAGGCAGCCCGGCUGGCUCGGGAAAAGUCCCAAGAUAAAAUUGAGCUGACCAAUCCAGCUUUGAAUAUUGCUGCCCCUCAGCUGUCACAGGACUAUUCAGAAGAUCUGCAGUCUCCUCCUGUCCAUCCGCUCUGCAUCAAUGGCCCUAUGGAGGACAAGCUGUACCGUAGCCAAAGUGCCGACAUUGAGUUGUCUUCUGAAAAAGAGCGCAUAAAAAAGAUGCUGUCAGAAGGUUCCAUCUGUGAGAUGAAUUGGGAAGCGGAAUUAUUCACCCUGCAGGACAGCAAUACUAAGCUGGUGGCAGCCCUGCAUGAGGCCAAUGCCAAUGUAGAACAAUGGAAGAAGCAGCUGGCUGCAUACCAGGAAGAAACGGACCGGCUGCGGGAGCAGGUGGCCAGUCUGGAGACUCAAAGCAGUCGGCAUUCUUCAAAUGAGGCAGGGAAAGAUGAGCUGAGCCAGUCGCUUGGCGAGCUUGAGACUCUACUGAAAGCAAAAGAUGAGGAGAUUCAAUUGCUUCAGAGCAAGAAAUCCGAUUUCCACGAGUUGGAGAGGGAGCGGGAAGAGGUACUACAACGCCUACAGGAACUGGAAAUGCAGAAUGCUGAGCUUGAAAGACGGGCACAGAAUGCGGAGCAGAGCCUCGCCAGCUCCCUGGAGGAGCGUGAACGGGCAGAAAGGGAAGUCCAGAGAAUCCUUGACAUCCUUGAUGUCAAGAUAUUCGAUUUGACUGAUUUACGGCAGAGUCUAGCCAAAAUGGUGGAGAAGUAAAAAUGAAGAGUUGCCUGUCUCAUGGGUGGAAGGAAAGAAAAAAAAUCCACCAGUAAUUUUCUACAGGAAGAAGAAAACGAAGCACAUGAAACCAAUAGCCAACGUUGUCUGCAGCCUGCCAAAUUUAGAGCAUCCUGUACAGUAGCCUUCAGGAAAACGUGUCAUAGAAGUAGCAGUGAGUCGCAUUUUUUAGGAAGCCAGCCAGCCACCAUCUCCCCUGCAAAGGCAACAACGGAACUGAACUGGAUGAGGAAGUUGUGUUGGUGUGUUGUGUCAUGGGGUUCCUCAUAUAGCGAGGGGCUGGAAUUAGGCUUCCAACAGCAAUAAAUGGCAUGGAUACACGUCUGUGUAAAAUUCAGACCUGCUGGUAGGUGGUCCAGCAUUAACAUCUCAAUAUGGGAGAUAUCAGAGGUUGCUGGCAGCCCAGGUGCUUUGUUAUUAUGGUCAUACGGUACAUCUGUUCAGCCAGCCAGAUAGAUAAAAUAAGAAGCAUAAUUAGGAACAAAAAUAUUCCUCCAAAUUUGGUAGAUGGUGCAGCUUGGAGAGUAGUGGAUACAGUUUGCGAUGCAGGAUUCUUCAAACUAAAUCGAUAAAGAGGCCCACUAAAACCUCUCAAAUACUGAGUGUAGAUGUUCGCUUUCUGCACAACACAAAAAUACAGGCAUUUGCACUUGAUGGUCAGAGAGCCAUGUUGGUUGCAAAGCUUUAAUGAUUAGGCUCCAACCUUGGAAGCCAACACAUAUAAUGGGAUUGUUCAGUUUAUUGUGACCAUUUAAUUAAAUAAAAUGUGUUGCCGUAGAAUCUCACCGAGUCAAGAUCUACUUCAUCAGCAUGACUGGGCCACUUUGAAAUUGGGGAUCAAUGCUGUGAUCACUUCACGCAAAAUUCAGAGGGGAAAAAAGUCCUAGCUGCCUCAGCCAAGCUGUAGCAUAACAUUGUCUUCACAUCUCAUUCAAAAAUAUAUUACUAGUGUAGCUAGAAAUUGCAUUUUUGUGAUUGCACUGUAUAUGGAGCGAUGUGACACAAGCUUAUUGUGUUUAGUUGUUAAAAGUUUUAGUUUCUCCUGAAAUGCAGAUUGGUUAGUCACGUAUUUUAUAACAGGGUGGGAAGGUUUGACAUCCCCAAUGGUAACUCUUAAAAUUCCUGUAACACAUGACCACUGCCACAUGCUGAGCUCUCCACUUGAAAAGCUGUGGUUCAAAUGUGCCCAUAGUGCCCUGUCUCGGGCACUGAUGGUAAUAAGUGGGUUUAGAGCCUUUUGCUGGAUGUCACUCAUUUAAUAUGUUUAACAGUAGCCAGGGCUACACAAACAUUACUGCCACACAUCAGUGAUUUAAAUAAUUAGUAUAUCAGUAAAUAUCCCAUAUAGUAUAAACAUAUUAUUCAUGCUCCGAUAUUUACAAAUCAUAUUCUUGCUCUACCUUGCUUGCCGAUUCCUUUUCAGGUACAUACUCGUGGUGAAAGUCAUUAUUGGUCAAUAAUAAGCAGGCAUGGCUCCCUUGAUGCUUUGACUGAAUUAUUUGGAUGUGAUAAAUUCUUAAUCAUGUGAUCCUUUGUUGUAGCACAGCAAGCAAGCAAGAACAGUAAAACCCUUGUUUGGUGUAAGGUUGUCUUUUUUUCAUGAGAAGUUCUGAGUCUGUAUUUAUGACAUGACGCAAAUUCAUGUGAGCACAUCACAGUUUCUCAUGUCUCAAUGUGCUGCUCUGAGGUUUAGUGUUGUUUCCUCAACUUAAGUGCCAUUCCUAAACUGGUAUUUCUUAGCUUGUGGACCGAUCCUCUCCUGUACACGGCUGACAUGUUAACUGGUAGUAGUCACAGAUACCAAAUACAUAGUGUAGGUCAUGAGCAUCUGAAGAGAGCCACACAGUCCUCUCCAACAGUUGUUUCCACGGGUAGAAUGGAAUCAUUCAAUUAGACAGUUCUGCAAAUUCAAAGUGAACUUGAGGUUAAUUUAGUUUUAGUGAAGGGUUCAGACCCUUUCACUAUAUACAGUGUGUGUGUGUGUGUGUGUAUAUAUAUAUAUAUAUAUACACACACACAUAUUUAUUCAAUCACCCAGAAUGACAAAGUGAAAACAGGGCUUUAGAAAUUUUUUACAUUUAUUAAAAGUAAGACACAACUAUUCAUACCCUUCACUCAGUACUUUAGUUACAACCUGGAGUUUCCUCGUGUAGGAUAUUACAAGCUUCACACAAGUGGAAUUUUGGGGAUUUUCCAUGUGGAUCAUCUCAGGCUUUUGCAAGUUGGAUGGAGUCUGCUAGCAGACGGCCAUUUUCUGUUGUCAGGUCCAGGUUCCACAUCGGUCGUUCCUAAUUCACUCCUGUAUUGUCUUUGCUUUGUGGUCGAGGUCAUUGUUCUGGUGGAAGAUGAGUGCUCCUUAAAUAAGUGUAUCUCUGUACUUUUUCCCCGUUUAGCUUCCCCUCAGCCCUGACUAGUUUCCCAGUACCCUCACCUGAGAGUGGCACCACUACACUUCACCAGUGAAAUGGUAUUUUACAGUUGAGAAGCAUUGGCUGGUUUCCUACAGGCAGGUUAGCUUGGAAUUGAAUUCAAAUGGGUAAUCUUGGUGCUUGUAGGGUGAAAGUCCUUCAGGUACCAUUUUUGCAAAAUCCAAAUGGACUACUUUGCGUAUUUUACUGAGGAGAGGCAUCUGUCUGUCCAUUCUGCUAUAAAGCUCAACUUGGUCGAUUAAUUCAAAGACGGAUGUCCUUCUGGAAGUUUCUCCCAUCCCUACACAGGUUCUCUGAAGUUGGGUUUUGGGUCACUUCACUCAUCAAAGCCCUCUGCUUAGUUUGGCUGGGUGGCCAGUAAAGUCAUGGUGGUUCUAAUCUUCUUCCACUUAAGAUGCAUGUGCUCUUGGAAACUGUUAAGUGCUGCUGCUUUUUUUUUUUUGGUAGCCUUAACCCAGAUUUGUUCCUCAAUUCAAUUCUAUCUCCAGUAUUUGCUGGCAGUGCCUCAGACCUCAUCAUUUUGUCUUCGCUCAACUGUGGGACCAUCUUUUGACAGGUGCGUGUCUUUUCUAAUUAUGCCCACUCAAAGGUAUUGAGCAAAGGUGGCUUCUACACAAGGUACAGAAACAUCUCAGUGAUGAUCAAUAGCAUGGUCUGAGCGCUCAUGUAAAUCUGAUGUUAGCUGCUCACUUUUAAUAAAUCUGCAAAACCUG
Molecule: messenger RNA, 4478 nt
Organism: Polypterus senegalus (gray bichir)
Lineage: Eukaryota; Metazoa; Chordata; Cladistia; Polypteriformes; Polypteridae
Product: homer protein homolog 3-like
Exons: 11
Coding region: 209-1315 (368 amino acids)
Biological process (GO): regulation of store-operated calcium entry; G protein-coupled glutamate receptor signaling pathway
Cellular component (GO): postsynaptic density; plasma membrane; cytoplasm
Molecular function (GO): G protein-coupled glutamate receptor binding
Source: RefSeq, a predicted model, not a curated record